UUCUAAAUUCAGGCUCUACGCUUCAGCUUUCUUUGUUCAGGAUCAGGUUCUAGGCUUCCGCUUUCUACACUCAGGCUCCAAUAUCCCCGCUUCAGAAGCAUUCAGCACUCUGAAGUUGAGCUUCAAGCAUUGGGAAGUUAGAAAUCAGGCUUCUGGUUUCAGGAUAGCAUUCAACGGUCUUUGAAGCUCAGCCUGUGUGUCACCCCUGAACAACGGAGCAUAAGCGGUCGCCAUCUCUCUGCCAGUCCAUUUCUUGUUUUCUAAACUGAAGCAGUCCUUAGCUCCGCUGCUUCUAGGAGCCUGGAAUAGUCCGCGUUAUGGCCUCACUCGUUAUCGCAGGGCCCUCCGGGAUUGUCACAACCUGCUUAAAGACAUCGUUAAAAUCAUUCGAAACGUCUGAACGUGUUUCGUGGAAUGUCGUUACUUCAAAGGUCAAAGCUUUUCCGUCGAGCAGCAACGGCAGGGCCGUACCAAACCGAGUUGUGCGUGUAACGAGGGCUUCGAGUUCAUCCGAGCCGUCCACUGCAUCCGCAUCAGGAGCUUCUGCCGCAUCAACGGCUGGACUGAUCCCGAUCGCUCUGAAGCCAGCAUUGGACAAGCGGGACUCGGAGGCGUUGAAGGUGGCGCUCGAGUGCCUCAAGGAGGCCGGCAGCGUCACGGCGUGGGGCAGCUACCCCAACGUCGCCCGGCGCACGGCGAGUGUGCGCGAGUUGACGCAAGUGGGUAUCAAGAACGCCGAGAAGCUCGCCGUGCCGUCCGUGCGCAACGAUGCGCUUUUCCUCGCCACGGUGGUGGGGUCCACGUCCAUCAUCGCCGUCGUUGCCAGCCAACUACCAGGGGACUGGGGUUUCUUCGUGCCCUAUCUCGUGGGGGGGCUCUCCAUCGUUGUUCUCGCUGUAGGCAGCGUCGCUCCAGGGCUUCUCCAGGGCGGCAUAGGAGCCAUGGCGCCUGCGUUCUCGGACUACAAGGAUCGCGUGCUCAGACACGAGGCGGGCCACUUCCUCUUGGCGUACCUUCUCGGCCUGCCACCUGUCGCGUACUCAUUGGACAUUGGCAAGGAGCACACGAACCUGCUGGACGACAAGCUGCAGAAGAAGAUCUACAGCGGCCAGCUGGAGAGCGAUGACGUGGACAGGCUGGCCGUGAUAGCCAUGGCGGGCAUGGCGGCGGAGGGGCUGCAAUACGAGCAGGUGAUGGGGCAGACCGCGGACCUCAACUCACUUCAGCGCCUCAUCAACCGCAGCGGGCUGGGCGCCAUGACCAACGAGCGCCAGCAGAACCUCACGCGCUGGGCACAGAACCUCACGCGCUGGGCGGUGCUGUAUGCGGCAUCGCUAAUCAAGAACAACGCCAAGUCCUUUGAUGCUCUUAUGGAAGCCAUGGCCAGGGAAGCUCCAGUUGAAGAGUGCAUUGCAGCAAUCGAGACCGCUGCUGCGAAAUAAGAGAGGUGACAGUGAAACGAGCUGAUUUUUAUUGUAUAUGUAUCGUAGUACAGUGCAUAGCGCCAGAUGUUAUUCCGCACAUUUGGUGUCCCUCCAUGCUGCAUAUUUAUUCGCAAGUCACCAGCGCUUGUGCGUGUAAGGCACUGUAAAAGAAGCAUCAAGUUGGAAGUAAUUGCAGGGGAGAACUAGUAGACAUCCAUGGCAUUUUUUAAAGCGAGAGAUUAUAACAGUGUCAAACAUAUUUGUAUAUGUUGUUGUAGACUAGAUAUG
Closterium sp. NIES-67 is the source of this 1712-nucleotide messenger RNA. The record is from the annotation of a GenBank genome assembly. NCBI's taxonomy places the organism in Eukaryota, Viridiplantae, Streptophyta, Zygnematophyceae, Desmidiales, Closteriaceae.